Mangifera indica (mango) is the source of this 2021-nucleotide messenger RNA. RefSeq lists its product as uncharacterized. The record is from RefSeq and is a predicted model, not a curated record. Bases 206 to 1834 code for a protein of 542 amino acids. The transcript has 5 exons. Lineage: Eukaryota; Viridiplantae; Streptophyta; Magnoliopsida; Sapindales; Anacardiaceae.
AAAACCAUCUCUCUGUUCACUACUCUACAGCAUCCCAUUGAUCUCUUGUCACCAUUUAGAUUAUGGACUAACCCAAACAGAAAGCAACCCUUUUCCUACAUAAUACAACCAUGCCCACGCGCUGUUGUAGCGAGUGUAACAAACACCACACUCUUCUUAUUACCGCUUAUCCUCUCUCCUCAAAUUCAGCAUUUGCAAAACACAAAUGGGUUGUCGCUUUUCAGAAUUUUUGCUUCUUCUAAUACUUGUUUUGCAGAGGUUAUUCGUUCCUAAUUUGGCUUCUAAUGGGCUUAACACAAAUGGGUUAUGGACAAAUGGUGAGUUAGUAUCAGCAAUAGGGGACCCUGCAAUGAGGAAUAUAAAUGUGAGAGUUGCUUUAGAAGCUUGGAAUUUUUGCAAUGAAGUGGGGUUUGAAGCUCCUGGAAUGGGCAGUCCUAGGUUAGCUGAUUGUGCCGAUUUCUUCUGCUAUCCUGUUUCAAAUGAAGUGGUAACUAACCUUUUUGAUUUGAUGCAUAAAGGUUUACCAGAUUCUCUCUAUCGCAGCAAACUUGGUAAUUGGUCAAAAUGUGGACUAUUUCAUAAUGUGAAGGAAUCUGACAAUAGCUUAAAGAGUGGUGAUAAGUUUCCAGUAGCUGAUUUUAAUUCCUCCACAGAUCCAGACCUUUUUGCUGUGGAAAAGGAACUGUACCUUGGUUCUCUAUGUGAGGUGCAUGAAUCAGCAGAACCAUGGCAUUUUUGGAUGUUUAUGCUAAAAAAUGGAAAUUUUGACAAAAAUACUACUCUUUGUCCCGAAAAUGGAAAACAGGUGAAGAAAAUAGUGACUGACAGAAACUUUCCAUGUUAUGGCAAAGGAUGCAUGAAUCAGCCACUUAUCUACCACAAUUAUUCUAGAGUGUUUAAUGUUCGUGACCAAGUGAUAUCUUUGACAGGAGGAUUUUAUGGAACAUAUGACCUUGAUGUGGACUUUAGCAAAGGUAUAGGGAAUAACUCCUUCUUUUCAGUCUCUUGGAGAAGAGAUAUCAGCACACAGAAAUGGAUUUUCUCACACAAGUUAACAACCUCUGCAAAGUAUCCAUGGCUUAUGUUGUAUCUCCGUGCCGAUGCAACAAAAGGGUUUAAUGGUGGUUACCACUAUAAUGGCCGUGGCAUCAUGACCAAGUUGCCAGAGUCACCAAAUUUUAAGGUUAGAUUGACUCUUGAUGUUAAGCAAGGAGGAGGAUCAAACAGUCAAUUUUAUCUCCUUGAUAUAGGAAGUUGUUGGAAGAACAAUGGAGAACUGUGUGAUGGUGAUGUUCUGACAGAUGUGACUAGAUACAGUGAGAUGAUAAUUAACCCAGCUACUACAAGCUGGUGUAGCCCAGAUAAUCUUGUCUCUUGCCCACCAUAUCAUGUUAGUCCCUCUGGUGAGAUAAUAUAUAGAAAUGAGACAUCUCGCUUUCCAUAUUCUGCAUAUCAUCUCUACUGCGCCCCGGGAAAUGCUGAAUAUCUGGAGAAACCAUAUGAUAUUUGUGACCCAUAUAGCAAUCCACAAGCACAGGAACUUGUACAAAUUCUUCCACAUCCUGAAUGGGCAGUUCAUGGCUAUCCUGAAAAACAAGGAGAUGGAUGGAUUGGAGACUCUAGGACUUGGGAACUUGAUGUUGGGGCCCUCUCAAGUCGGUUAUACUUCUAUCAGGAUCCAGGAACAAAACCAGCGAGGCGCGUCUGGUCUUCAAUCAAUGUUGGUACAGAAAUAUAUGUCAGCCAGAAUGGGGAGACUGCAGAAUGGACUGUAAGUGAUUUUGAUGUACUGGUUCCCAAGGGUGAUAACUAUUAUGGUCAUAGCUCUUACUGAGACUUCCCCAGUCCUUAUUCUUCAUAUGUAAAAAAUACAAGUAAAUGAAAAUGUACAAAUGAUGCAAUUCCACCAUGAAUAUCCAUAAUAGGGUAGCUGCAUUUCUACUGUAAAUGAUAUUUUAUGAUAAAUAACAAAUACUACUGUAAAUGAAGUAUAUGAAAAAUAACAAGGGCUUUGUCUUCAA